This is a messenger RNA of Eptesicus fuscus (big brown bat), 1953 nucleotides long. RefSeq names its product forkhead box J1 (gene FOXJ1). The transcript has 2 exons. NCBI's taxonomy places the organism in Eukaryota, Metazoa, Chordata, Mammalia, Chiroptera, Vespertilionidae. Gene Ontology annotation, molecular function: sequence-specific DNA binding; DNA-binding transcription factor activity. Gene Ontology annotation, biological process: regulation of DNA-templated transcription. The record is from RefSeq and is a predicted model, not a curated record. Bases 4 to 1260 code for a protein of 418 amino acids.
GACAUGGCCGAGAGCUGGCUGCGCCUCUCGGGCGCAGGGGCGGCGGAGGAGGCGGGGCCGGAGGGCGGCCUGGAGGAGCCCGACGCCCUGGAUGACAGCCUGACCAGCCUGCAGUGGCUGCAGGAGUUCUCCAUUCUCAACGCCAAGGCGCCCACCCUGCCCCCGGGGGGCACCGACCCCCACGGCUACCACCAGGUGCCGGGCUCGGCAGCGCCGGGGUCCCCCCUGGCGGCGGACCCCGCCUGCCUGGGGCAGCCGCACACGCCGGGCAAGCCCACGUCCUCGUGCACGUCGCCCUCGGGGCUGCAGGCCCCGCCCCCCGACGACGUGGACUACACCACCAACCCGAGCGUGAAGCCGCCCUACUCGUACGCCACGCUCAUCUGCAUGGCCAUGCAGGCCAGCAAGGCCACCAAGAUCACCCUGUCGGCCAUCUACAAGUGGAUCACAGACAACUUUUGCUACUUCCGCCAUGCUGAUCCCACCUGGCAGAAUUCCAUCCGCCACAACCUGUCCCUGAACAAGUGCUUCAUCAAAGUGCCCCGGGAGAAGGACGAGCCGGGCAAGGGCGGCUUCUGGCGCAUCGACCCCCAGUACGCCGAGCGCCUGCUGAGCGGGGCCUUCAAGAAGCGGCGGCUGACCCCGGUGCACAUCCACCCGGCCUUCGCCCGCCAGGCCGAGCCGAAGCCCGGCCCCGCGCCGUGGGCCGGGCCGCUGGCCGUCAACACCGAGGCCCAGCAGCUGCUGCGGGAGUUCGAGGAGGCCACCGGGGAGGGGGGCUGGGGCGCGGGCGAGGGCAGGCUCGGGCACAAGCGCAAACAGCCGCUGCCCAAGCGGGUGGCCAAGGCCCCCCGGCCCCCCAGCACCCUGCUGCUGACCCAGGAGGAGCAGGGCGAGCUGGAGCCCCUCAAAGGCAACUUUGACUGGGAGGCGGUCUUCGACGCGGGCGCCCUGGGGGGGGAGCUGGGCGCGCUGGAGGCCCUGGAGCUGAGCCCCCCGCUGAGCCCCGCCUCGCACGGGGACGUGGACCUCACUGUCCACGGCCACCACAUCGACUGCCCCGCGACGUGGGGGCCCGCGGGGGAGCAGGCUGCCGACAGCCUGGACUUCGACGAGACCUUCCUGGCCACGUCCUUCCUGCAGCACCCCUGGGACGAGGGCGGCCGCGGCUGCCUGCCCCCGGAGCCCCUCUUCGAGGCCGGGGACGCCACCCUCGCUGCCGACCUGCAAGACUGGGCCAGUGUGGGCGCCUUCUUGUAAGAGGCCUGGCCCCGCCCCCACCUGCGGACAGCGUCCGAGUCAGGGCCCAGACUGCCCCCCAACACAGGCCCAGGGAACCCUGCUGCCCAGACAGGGGCUGGGCCACGUCUCCCGAGCUGGCGCCACGGGGCCACACAUCCCCCAGCCUGGGCUGCCCUCGGAUUCCAGCCCCGGAGGCUGAGAACUGGGGCUCAGGACCCGUGAAUCGCUGCCUCCCCGCCCGGGCCCCACACACAGUGUUUCAUUGCCCCCCGCCUGCCCUGCCCCAGGGACCAGUUACACAGCCCUGCGCUGCGAGCGCCGUGGCCUGAGGGGCCCUGGCCAGGCUGGGGAGCCAGAGGACAGGGCCCACCCAGGGCACCUCGGCUUCAAAAGGUUCUCCUUCCUCUAUUCCCCCACCCCACCCCCCCUGCCCAGGUCUCUAUCCAGAGAAAAUUCCCAGGUACUGCAAAUGCUAAUUAGGUGACUGCAGAUUAACCCUCUGGAGGCCUCUCCAGGCAAAGCCUCCCAGGGGCUGGGCGGGCAGUGGAUGGGGCGGAGCCGGGAGGGGGCAGAGAGAGGAGAGAGGUGAGGUCCGGCGCCCACAGGGCAGGGAGACUUCCUAAGGCCUCCUGGCCCAUCUCCACGGGGGGCAGGGGCGAGGUUGGAAAUCCCUCAUUUUUGAGCCUGACUGGAGGCUGACAGUAGUGAGGA